AUGGCAAACUUCUUUGACAAUAAAGCUCGAGCAGCUGCAAUUACUUCGGCAGGAAACAAUGCUGCGACCUCCUCGAAGAACGCACCAGACAAGGAACUGCCCCAUAUGCUCUUUUACGGCCCGCCGGGCACUGGCAAGACGUCUACGAUCCUUGCCCUGGCGAAAGAAUUAUACGGGCCUGAGAUGUUCAAGUCACGAGUACUCGAGCUCAACGCCUCCGACGAGCGCGGCAUCUCCAUCAUUCGUGAGAAAGUGAAGGACUUCGCUCGAAUGCAAUUGUCAAAUCCACCUCCCAACUACAAAGAAAGGUUUCCAUGUCCACCAUACAAGAUCAUCAUUUUAGAUGAGGCCGAUAGCAUGACACAAGACGCCCAGAGUGCCCUACGGCGAACAAUGGAGACGUAUAGCAAGAUCACAAGGUUUUGUCUAAUUUGUAACUAUGUGACUCGAAUCAUAGAUCCUCUAGCUAGUCGAUGUAGCAAGUUCAGAUUUAAGAUGUUAGAUCAACAUAAUGCGAAGAAGCGGCUAGAAGAAAUUGCAAAGAACGAGAAUGUAAGACUUGAGGGUGGGGUGGUUGAUACAUUGAUUAGUUGCAGUGAGGGGGAUCUGAGGAAGGCCAUUACGUUUUUGCAAAGUGCGGCAAAGCUCACAGGUGCAGUGUCAACGGUUCAAACGAAGACGAAUGGGCAUUCCGCAAAAAGAAGGCGAAUGGAAGAAGAUAGCGAAGAGGAUGCUAUGGAUAUUGACGGGGUGUCUUCUGCUGUCAUCAGCGUCGGGAGUAUUGAGGAGAUAGCAGGCAUAAUCCCAAAUAACGUCGUUGAGGGAUUGCUUCACGCAAUACAGCCACAGCAAAAACCUGCUCCAUACGAAGCGAUUGAAAGAAGAGUCACGGAUUUAGUAGCAGAUGGAUGGAGUGCAAUGCAGGUUUUGUCACAAUUAUACCAGAGAGCCGUGUAUGACGACACGAUAUCAAACAAGCAGAAGAGCAGGAUUGUGAUACAAUUCUCAGAGGUCGACAAACGACUUGCAGAUGGAGCUGAUGAGCAUCUUGCCAUCUUGGACUUAUCUUUGCAAAUGUCGAAGACUCUAUCAGAAUCUUGA
This is a messenger RNA of Bacidia gigantensis, 1101 nucleotides long. RefSeq lists its product as uncharacterized. NCBI's taxonomy places the organism in Eukaryota, Fungi, Ascomycota, Lecanoromycetes, Lecanorales, Ramalinaceae. Gene Ontology annotation, molecular function: DNA clamp loader activity; ATP binding; DNA binding. Gene Ontology annotation, biological process: DNA-templated DNA replication; DNA repair. Bases 1 to 1101 code for a protein of 366 amino acids. Gene Ontology annotation, cellular component: DNA replication factor C complex; nucleus. The transcript is spliced from 3 exons. The record is from RefSeq and is a predicted model, not a curated record.